Messenger RNA from Camelina sativa (false flax), 4922 nucleotides. NCBI's taxonomy places the organism in Eukaryota, Viridiplantae, Streptophyta, Magnoliopsida, Brassicales, Brassicaceae. The record is from RefSeq and is a predicted model, not a curated record.
AAAAAAGCCUUUGGGAUGCGACGGAGAUCGAGGGCUUUGAAAAUUUCCAUAUUUGUGUGUGUGUAUAUAUAUCUACGUCGCCAUCUUCUCUUCAAUUAUAUAGUAGUAUUCAUCAUCUUCUUUAAUGCAGAAGAGAGUGUGCGUUUGCGCCCUACUUGCCGGCGAACAAACCGGAGGAGCUAUAUGCAUUGUUGUCUGAGGCGGGAAUUGAUCUGACCGCUGUUGCUAGACUUCUCGUGUGUGCUGGUAGCCAUCGCCAGGGGCAAGAUUACGUGGACUGGUUAUGUCACAUGGCAAAAUCCCUCCACGACCCUAGCUUGAGAACCCUUGAUGAUCUUGAUGAGAUUUCCCCUGAAGAACGUGAGCUCCAAUUGGAAAUUGUCAAGAGGGAAUCCGUGGAGCUUAUGAAAAAAAUCGAUCUUAUAUAUGCUGCAAGGACACGUGAACUUGAUCUUAAAUAUGCUGCAAGGACACCUGACCAUGCAUCCAACAUCCAACACUAAAAUCACGUCUUUGAAGCCAAUCUAAUAAUCAGUACUAGUCUUUUGAUUAUUAUUAUUAUUAUCCCUUUUCGAUUUGAGUUGUUCUUUUUUUUUUUACAUGGAUCUUAAUAAUAAGAUCAUCUCCAUUGGUGGUAUUUAGAUAGUGUUGACAAAGUUGCUUAGCAAUACAAAUAAAUAAUUAAAUGUAAAAGUGAAGCAAAAUGUUAACAAUCGAUGUUUACAAAAGGAGUUUUAGAACUAUUAAGGAUCCUAUGCAUGUUGCCUUCUGAUUGGAUGAAAGAAAAAUAACUUAUUUUUUUUCUUCUACUCGCUCUUUUCUCCGACUUCAUCUCUUCGUCUCUUUCUCUAUUUGGCGAUUGUGGAUGUCAAAUGAUGUUUCAAACUGUUUAUAUUGUUUCAGAUGGGUUAUCAUCUUCUUAAAACGAUUGGGAAUUGAAGUUACCAAAGCUAGAGAUCUAUGCGAUGCUAAUCGUCUCCUUUCUCAAGGACGUUCUCUCUUUCAAGCUUUUCCUCUCUCUUUUUUUAUUUUGUUUCCUGGGUUUUUUUAGCUUCGAAUUUGUUUAAUUGAAGUAGAGCUCUGCAUAAAAAAAAAAUAUACAAAACGUUAAAGGAAGCUUGUGAGGAAUUUGUUCUUGUUCUGACUUGUGUAAGGUAUCCUCUAGAUUUGUGUUCUUGUUAUUUGUGUUUAUAAUUAUCAGGAUGAAAAUAGGUUUGAGCUAAUUGCUAUAUUUGUUGUAGUUUGAUUUAAUUGUUUGGUGUUUGUUUUUAAGAUUCGUUUUUUCUUAAGGUCCUUUUGUGUUAUCUUAGUAUUUCUUUUGCUUUGCAGUGAUCCUCCAAGCUCUGAAGUCAAGAAAGCACCAACGAGAUCUAGUUGCAGUUCCUACGACCUCCAUGGCUUCCGGUGAUGUUCUUCGUCGUUUCAUCAGUGUCUAUCUUUCCCAGUACAGCUCUGACUCCUUGGUGACGUAUUGGGUGUGAGGAGGACAAUUUGAUCCGAAUGCAAUGACAGCAAAAGCAAGAAGUUGAAGAUUUGACGAAAGCGCCAGAGAAAUCAAGAAAAACCUCCAAAGAUUGGUUUCUGCAGCAACAAGGCCAUCAAAGGAGAUGUUGACAAACUCUUAGAACUCACGAUGAGAUCUGAUGCAACGUUGAACACAUGCUGCUAGGUUGGAACUUCGAAGGACCAGAUCCAACGCCUAGCCAGGUUUGUCCACCACAAACUUGUCCUUCAACCUAUUUAGUGGACCAGACCCGUUUUUCUGACGGACAAAACUUGUCCUUAUAUUAGACCAGAUCCGCUUUUGCUGACGUAUGAAGUUUAUUGCAAUUGGUAGUUUGACAUUGGAGAAUUCACGAAGGAUAACAAUAUGAUUGACAAAAGAAGUCUAAAAAUGUUCAGGAUGACACUGGUGAACUCCUGAAGGACAACAAUGUUACUACACAAAAAAGGUACGUCUCUUUGGACAAGUCUUAUAUUUGGUUUAAUCCACUGCAUUUUCAUUUCUGGACCAUAAUACACUUGCUUUUUUUUCUAUCCAAUCAUGUUGUCUGUUAAGUUCCUGGUGGACCACUUUUUAGUUUAGAACAUUAAGUCCAUCACACUAACAUGUAUGUUAUCUAUCUAAGACGUUCAUAUUGACAUUUGAGAACUCCCGGAGGACAACAAUGUUACUACACAUUGAAGUCCGAAGACGUUCAACCUAACAUUGGUGAACUCUCGGAGGACAACAAUGAUACACAGAGAAGACUUGAAAUUGAUGAAUUCUCGGAAGACAACUAUAUUACUGAUCUGGAGAACUCCACCAACUUUAGUCUCUUUUAUAUCUACAUAUAUAAAUAAUGAUAAUUAAAGAAAGAAUUAUUUGCCCAAAAAUUAAUGAUUUUUUUUUAUAAUGAGUAUUAUAGUAUUUUGAUCGUAUGAAGUAAAAACACGAAAUGGCAUAAUUGAAAAGAAAAUAACAAAAGUGGCAUUUCUGCAACUUUAACUCUCAGAAGGGCACUUCUAACAAAAUUCCCAAAAAAAUAAAGGGUUUAUUGCCGGCGGCGAGAGAGAGAGAACAGUCGCCGGAGAAUAUGGUUACCGGGAAGAUAGCAACUCGUCUUCAUCUCUUGAUCGAUCGUUGUGUUCGAGGAUACGCCGAAAGAGAAGAGAUGAGUUCGCCGACGAAGGAAGCGGAGAAAUAUUUGCUUCUUUCUCUAUCUCAGGUGUUGAGAGAGAUUCAGUCUUGGAUUAGCGAAAUUGCAAGUGAUUCGAUGGUGGAAGAGGGAGAGGAGACUGUUGAUCAUGAGGAUGAAACUGAUGCUGCUUUUUGCUUGGAAAGAGUUGUGGCUGAUCUUGUUGGUUUGUUGGGUAUGAAGAAUGUGCAUGUUAAACAUUUGGCUGGCAACAUUCUUGUGGAAGUUUCCGAGUGUCUUGUUGAAUCUGGAAGUCAAUGGGAUGAUUUCAUUCGUUUGCUUUGUGAAUGUUUGUGCUUAGCAGUUAUCUACAGUUGCCCAAUCCCUGCUGUUUCUUCAUCAACUGGAUUUGGAAGUCCGGAUCUACAUUUCUUGGGUUCUGAUGUUCUUAAAUGUAAGCUGGAAAAGGCUAACUGGUACAUGGUGUCUGAUAUUUUUCGAGUUCUUCGUAAUAUAUUGAAGCGAUUGAGCCAAGAAGAAAAUGAGGAUCUUCUUGAUGUAUACUUGGAAUCUGUCAACUCUACACUUGCAGAAGUUCCUUGGUGCCGAGUGGACGCUAUUUUCUCUCAUCAGCAUCGUAGUGGAACUUUUGGAAGCACUAAAAACUGUGAGGAAGCAACAGUAUUUCUUGGGAGCUUUGUUCAGUUUCUCUGUUCCGUGGUUCAGCAGGUUCCCUUUGCUGAAGAAUCUGAUGGUUUUGAACCUACACAUUUGAUCCUCCAAAAAACCAUCGAGCUUGUUCCUGAUCUCCUCCGUUGGUGCCAUCCAAAGUUAGAAAGUCAAAGUGGCUCUUCCAUGUCAAGAUACCUAUGUCACAAGUUGCUGGUCCUAAUGAUCAGGCUCACUUAUCAGUCCAAUAUAAAAUGUACCAUUCUUCUUUCAUGGCUGCAAUAUUUGCAACGCCAAUUUCAAGGCUUUCUUCAACACACCCUAACGAGCUUUAAACCCAUCCAAGAUAAUUGUUUGGAAGGUUCGCCAUUUUUUGUGAGUUUGUCUGAUAGGGAGGUCAGUGAGACGCAUUCUAAUCAUUUGCAAAGACUGUCUGUGUUUCUGUUCCUACGUUGCUCCUUCACUCUGCUUUACUCGAGUAGACAUACCGACGAGCACUGUGAGUUUGAUUGUAGUAAGAAAGGAAUGGAAGUGAUGUUUAAAUGGAUUGAACGACAGAUUCCAGGUGAUACAUUUUCCGACCACAGAGUUUAUACCAAGAAGAGUGUUGUCUUUUCUGCAUCCUUCGUCCGGUUGUUCAUGCAUGAGGAUGAUCUACUAUUUAAAGUCCUCCUGCAACUCCUGUCUGUACCAUUGCAUAGAGAAGAACUGCUUAACGUGGAAGGGCAUUCGCGUCAAGAUGAGGAACAAACUAUUCUCUUCCGUUUAUCAACCUUGUUCAAUCCCGUAGUCCUAUUCUGUAUAUUUCUUUCAGAGUUGCAUUAUGAUCAUCAAGUCCUUCUUGAUUACCUAAUAUCUAAAGACAUCGGGGCUAGCUGUGCAGAGUACCUGCUGAGAUGUUUGCGGGCAGUCUGUGAUUCAUGGACCCUAUUUGUGGAAUUCCCAUUUGAAGAAAGUACAAAUGCUUCAUCGUCAAAGAGAAGAAAACAUUUGCUUCAUACUUCUGGGGUUGAAAAGAAGUGUAAACUACAUCCUCAGGCUUUUGAAGAUGCCAAAGAUUGUCUGCUUUCGUUGCAAAAUUCAGUUGUUAAGCUACAUCAGAAGAAACUAUUUCCAUAUAACCCAGAAGCUCUUCUUCGACGUUUGUCAAGGUUUCAAGAGCUCUGUCUAUCCAACGGGUAAUUUAUCUGGACCAAAGAAUUUUCCCAAGAGGUUUCCAUUUAUUGACAAGAAAAAUGUGGUGAUAGAAGUCUUUAAACCUCUCAAUUUAGCUUCUCAGCUGAGAUUCUCUGAGUGAGAAGGAUCAGAUGCCAACACAAAGAAGACUCCUUUCCAGAUCAAAUUGCAAACUAUUGGCUCACAAAUUGAAUUGUAUAGAGAUCCUAAAUUCUUUGUUGGUGCACCUGCUAUGAAACAGAGAGUAUUAUGUUCUUGCCUCCAUAAUCCAAAUCUGAAAGGUAUAAGAUACUCUGGUCAAGCUAAUAUGAAACUGCCCCAGCCAAAUACAGUAAGCAAUGAAGAAGUAUCAAAAUUACAGUGUAGAAAUAAUUAAAAAAUCACAAAUAUUGAAACUCUCUUAUUCAUAUCAUAGAUGUAAUUGAGCCCAAAUCAUAACACAGUUGUUAUCAUUUUACA